AUGGAGGGCGAUGAGGUUAUCGGCGCACCAAAGCAUCCUGAUUGGCUGCAAAUGGUGCGCAUUAAGGAAGGGGAAGUUCCCCGCGUGAUCGCCUAUGUUUCGACUAGGCUAUCCCGCUAUCGUCCCGCUAUGCGUCGCGACAUCCUUGUCCUCUCCCUCUUUAGUGGGGGUGAGGUUCUUAACCUAAUGAAUGUCUAUUCUGACGAUCAACACACAGCCAUUGAGCACCUCGCUGCUCGUGUGCACUCUUUACCACCUUUCAUUUAUAUGGCUGGUGACUUCAACUGUGUGUUGACAACUUGGAAUGACUAUGAGCAUGGCGAGUCGUCGACAGCAAUAUCUCUGUGGGAUACUGCAUCUCAGAUCGGCCUCGAGUGGGCACGACCUUCUAACCAUGGACUGACGUGGAUCAGUCCUAAUCCAAACCAGAGAUCCAACGUGUUGGAUCUUGUAUUCUUAGCUCCAUCUGAGAUUCUAAUCUUGAUGCCCAGAUUGGAGCACGGUCUCCAGGGUCCGUCAGAUCAUGUCCCGAUCUGCGCAGAUCUUGAUAUCGGUCCCGAACCGCCCGGAUCUGGGCGACGGACAAUUAAACCCAGAGGUGAGGCUGAAAAGUCUUUCAUUUCGGAUAUCCUCCGGGAUCUUGCGGCUAUUCCUGUCGCAGCCCCGGCAACCAAGGAAGGCGUUGAAGGUUUAGCCGAUGCUAUCGCGACAGCGUUCUCGGACACGUGGCUUGCCCAUUCGACCAAGUCCAAACCUACCAAGCACUCCAAGUCCUGGUGGACGGACGAGUGCUCAGAGACAUUCAGAGUAUAUCAGUUGAGCUGCUUGCUCGCUGACUACAACAAGUUUAAGAAGGUGUAUAAAGAUGCCAAGCGUGAUUUCUUUGAUGAACGCAUCGCAGAAAUUGCUACUUCUCGCAAGCGCCCAUGGGACCUGAUGGAGUGGGUCAAACAGCGCAAGCUACCACCCUGUGAGGCUAUUCGCCACGGCCAUCAGCCUUGCCAUGAUAUGGACGACCUCUGGGACACCCUGCACGGCACGUACAACUUGGCCUCUGGUCACGAGUACGAUGCCUCCGUCUUAGAUGAGCUUCCUGAUGAGCCGGUCCGUGAGUGGGCUGACUUCUCAGAGCAUGAGUUGUUGAGUGCCCUUAAGGGGUGUUCCAACUCCUCUGCACCAGGACCGGACCAUGUUACAUGGGUCCACCUAAAGGAGUUGCUCAAGGAUAAACACGUCCUUGCGCUCUUCAUUGUGCUGGCCAACGCUUGCCUUCGGGUGGGUCAUUGGCCGCGUAUAUUCAAGGAGUCGCUAUCGGUUAUCGUUCCGAAACCGAACAAGCCCUCCUACGCCAUACCAAAGGCCUUCAGGCCGAUAGUACUCCUCAUCACUUUCGGUAAACUUAUUGAAAAGAUGAUUGCCAAUAGGAUACAGUUUGACGCCGUCAAGCAUGAUAUCUUCCACCCUAACCAACUUGGCGGCAUCUGCCAGAGGUCAACUGAGGAUGCUGGAUUGAUUCUGACUCAUCUCGUGCGAGCGGGGUGGGUUAAGGGUCUCCAGACUAGCACGCUGGCUUUCGACAUCGCGCAGUUCUUCCCUUCUAUCAACCAUGAGAUGUUCAUGGCUGUACUUCGCAAGCAAGGGUUCUCACCAGUUCUGGUGGAGUUCUUUGCCUCUUAUCUCAUUGGUCGUUCCACAUUUUAUUGUUGA
Cyclocybe aegerita is the source of this 1707-nucleotide messenger RNA. NCBI's taxonomy places the organism in Eukaryota, Fungi, Basidiomycota, Agaricomycetes, Agaricales, Hemipholiotaceae. The record is from the annotation of a GenBank genome assembly.